Pygocentrus nattereri (red-bellied piranha) is the source of this 1448-nucleotide messenger RNA. RefSeq names its product high affinity immunoglobulin gamma Fc receptor I-like. The transcript is spliced from 6 exons. Lineage: Eukaryota; Metazoa; Chordata; Actinopteri; Characiformes; Serrasalmidae. Gene Ontology annotation, biological process: cell surface receptor signaling pathway. The coding region runs from base 101 to 1024 and encodes 307 amino acids. Gene Ontology annotation, molecular function: transmembrane signaling receptor activity. The record is from RefSeq and is a predicted model, not a curated record.
CAUUCUAAGCAUAAAAAGGGGGAAACUCUGGAUCCCUUCCACCAAACAAAGGGUUAGAGUCUUGCAUUAAUCACAGAACACAGCAACCAACACCAGCACCAUGUACGUCUUGCCAGGAGCUAUUGCCAUUUUAACCUUGAUCGCAAAUGUCAAGUCUGAGGAGCCGAAGCCCACACCUCUUCCAGUGAGGGCGAAAGUGAAGGUGAGCGCGGGGGAGGCUCGGCUCUUCUCAGGAGAAGAUGUCCAACUCUCCUGCAGCGUACCUGAUCAACCUGAGCCCAAAUGGACGUACCACUGGUUCCGGGAUGAGGAGUCUUUGGGGAGUUGGAAAGUUUACCACUUGCAAAAGUCUCAAGUCCAGCAAGGAGGAAACUAUACCUGUUAUGGAGAGAAGGACAUUGAAACCUGGCCCUAUUCAGCAGAGACACUUCCAAGCGAGCCGCACACUGUAUAUGUGGAUGGUGGUUGGGCCCUUCUGCGAGUCCCAGCUGAGCCUUUACUCAUCGAGGAAACAAUGACCUUGACCUGCCGCAUUCGUGAUGAACCCAUCCUGGUGGAGGUGCUCUUCUAUAAGGAUGGGAUUGAGAUCCAUAAACUGAAGGACAAAGACCUGGUGUUACCAAAACUCACGCUGAAGGACAAGGGCAAUUACUGGUGCAGAGCCACGUGGGUCCAGGGUUUUGAAUAUCACUCUGCCCAGUCCCUGCCUGUUUAUGUAGCUGUAUUAGAUAAACUCAACACUCCUGUGCUGGAAAUUGAGCGAGAAGAGGUGGUGAGAGGGGAAAGGGUGGUCCUAAGGUGUGUGACCCAGCUAAAUAUAAGAGACAAGGACCUGAGUAUAGACUACUACUUCCUGAAAGAUGGCUCCAGGCUGGGGCCUGCCUCGCCCCAGGAAUCUUACCUCAUCCCAUUCAUAGAAGAAGAGGACGCCGGGCUGUACUCCUGCAGAGUUCGUGUGAGAGCUCUGGAUUUGGAAAGACUGAGCGAGCAGGUGGAGCUGAAGGUCAGGUUAGAUGAUGUCUAGAGCUUUUAGUACUAAAAGAGCCAAGUCCCGGACCAGAACAUGCCAUGGAUUUCAACUGCUGGCUUUCUCUCAGCCAGUUCAUCAACUGCACUGUGGCUGCACAGGAAUGGAGUUUAGGGCCCAUUCUAUAAAUGGAGUUUUAUACACCUGAUCCUAAUAGACCUCAGAAGUCACACGUCAUGUUGUAGUCGAUGUGUUGCCCAUAUUAGGGAAUGCUGCCGUAGCGCCUGUAGUAAUCAAAACGUUCCAAACCCGAUAUGUUUUGUCCUACAUACAUUUUCUUCCCUUCAUGUCGCUGAAUCUUCUGGAUUAUGAGGCUGUUUAGCCACCAAAAUAUGAAUAAUAUGUUACACACACACACAAAAAAAAACAACUAGUCACCAAGCAUCCAAAACACAACCUAUCGCUGUUGUCAGAACGAAAA